Molecule: messenger RNA, 573 nt
Organism: Colletotrichum fioriniae
Lineage: Eukaryota; Fungi; Ascomycota; Sordariomycetes; Glomerellales; Glomerellaceae
Biological process (GO): protein retention in ER lumen; retrograde vesicle-mediated transport, Golgi to endoplasmic reticulum
Cellular component (GO): Golgi membrane
Source: RefSeq, a predicted model, not a curated record
AUGGACUCUGCCGAGCCGGAACAGACUGCCUUCUCGUCGGUCACAGCCCACACCUCGAAGCUGCAAAGACAAUACCAGGCGCUUCUCGAUCAGUCAACCCCUUUCGUGCUUUACAGAUGGAUCGCCACGGGCGUCUGCCUCCUGGGCUUCUUCGCUCGCAUCUUCGUGGCGCAAGGCUGGUACAUUGUCGCCUACGCUCUCGGAAUCUACCUGCUCAACUUGUUCCUGGCCUUCUUGCAACCCAAGUUUGACCCGUCCAACGAGGCCAUGGACACUGAGAUGGAGGACGGCGGUGUCGGCAUUCUCCCCACCAAGCAGGACGAGGAGUUCAAGCCCUUCAUCCGCCGCCUUCCCGAGUUCAAGUUCUGGUACUGGGCCACCCGCGCCAUCGCCAUCGCCUUCUUCUGCAGUUGGUGGGAGAUCUUCAAUGUUCCCGUCUUCUGGCCUGUCCUGGUCAUGUACUGGUUCAUCCUCUUCUUCCUGACGAUGCGCAAGCAGAUCCAGCACAUGAUCAAGUACCGCUACGUUCCCUUCACCUUUGGCAAGAAGAACUACGCCAAAAACAGCUCCUAA